AUGCCUCAAGAAACGACUCAAGCUGAGAAGAUCGGUUCAAAGCAACCUCAAUACCAGCGCGACGGGGUUUCUCCAGCCAUGCAGAACUGGUUGAACCAGUCAAAACAAGCGGAGCCUUGGUCGCCUGUGCAUGUGCAGACACAACCAACAAGAACUCGAGCGGCUGAACCCCCCAAGCUGUGA
Molecule: messenger RNA, 183 nt
Organism: Fusarium redolens
Lineage: Eukaryota; Fungi; Ascomycota; Sordariomycetes; Hypocreales; Nectriaceae
Exons: 2
Coding region: 1-183 (60 amino acids)
Source: RefSeq, a predicted model, not a curated record